AUGAUGCAUUUAUUUUGCAAGUUGUUUUUAUUUUUUUUCUUUGUAUAUAUUUUAAAUAUAAAGUGUGUGGACGAAGUAGUAAAUAAUAAGAGCAAGCGAUUAAUUGACAUAUAUCACGCAGCUGUUAAAGAAUUAAUAGAAAAUGAGGAGUUGAUAGAUUUGUUAGAAAAACAUAAUGUAGAUUAUUCUGUAAUAGAAUCUUUAGAAAAUAUACCAGACCUUAAAGAUAUAAAUAUAAAUGAUGAUAUUGAUGAUGUAUUAAGUGAAAUAAUAAAAAGGAAGGAAGUUAAAGUAGGAGCUUUAAAAAAUAAAAAUUGGGGACUUAUAGGUAAUUAUGAAAUAAAUCCUCCUAUUGGUUUUUGGCCUGAUGUAAUGUAUAUAAUAUGGGAAGCGAUAUCAAAACAUAUUUUUAAUGAUGAAGAUGCUAUAACUGUUAAAUAUAAUUAUUAUGAUAAUGUUUUUGUAGCAUUAAAUAAUAAAAAUAUUCAUAUGACUGAUAAUUAUUUUCUUUUCAAUUCACGUCUUGUCGAUCAGUCUGGAAAUAAUUUAAAUAAACUAAUAAGUGGAUUACCUAUUAUAAAUCAUUCAAACAAAAUUAUGAUUUUAAAAGAAUAUAAUAUUAAUAACUUAGAACAACUAAAAUCAUAUAUUUCUAAAAAUGAAGGCUUGAAAAUUGGAUGCUUAACUGAAGCCAAUUGUAAUGCUUUAAAAAAUAUUUUCUUAGAUAAAGUUACUUAUGAUUAUAAAUCUUUUUCUUCUUAUAUCGAUUUGACUAAGAGUGUAUUAUCAAAAAAUCAUUUUAUUGGAGUCAUAUCAGGGAUCCCAUUUAAUUUUAAUGAGCAAAAAAUUAUUGUUUUUGAUUCCUUCCUAAAAACGGGCCACUCUGCAUACUUCAAGUAA
Molecule: messenger RNA, 900 nt
Organism: Plasmodium adleri (nom. inval.)
Lineage: Eukaryota; Apicomplexa; Aconoidasida; Haemosporida; Plasmodiidae
Product: probable protein, unknown function
Exons: 1
Coding region: 1-900 (299 amino acids)
Source: RefSeq, a predicted model, not a curated record